CGGCCCUGGCUGCAAGCGGCGCUGACUGACAGCCCAGAGCCUAGAGCAGGGAGCCUGAGUCGUGGCUGUGGCUGCAGCCGCCGCCGCCGCCACCGCCACCGCCGCCUGCUUCUUUUCUUUCUCUCCCUCCGAUCUCCGGCCCCGGCCCCUUCCCCGGUCCCUUCCUGUCAGGGCCAUGGCUGCGAGGCCGCUUCAGCGGGGCCGGGAGUCGCGGGAGGGGCGGCGGCACUGAGUGGCGGCCGGGCGGGCGGAGGGGAGGGAAGCCGCCCCCGGGAGCCCAGCCGAACCCCGCCGCCUCCCUCCUGGCCGGACCGGAGCAGAAGCAGGAGCACGAGCGCAAGUGGCAGCCCAGUCGUCCGACCCGAAUCAUAGAAAUCUCCGAAUUUGAAGAGUCAUCAGACAAGAUCUAGGCCAACUCCUACCUGAACAAGAAUUCACUCUAUAAUAGACCUGAAAAAUAAUUAUCCAGACUUUGCUUGAAGAAGUCUCUCAAGAGGGAACCUACUUCCUUCCCAGGUGUAUUUGCACCUGUAUAUUUACAUGUCACUUGGUAGGUGGUACAGUGGAUAGAAUACCAGGUCUGGAAUCAGGAAGACCCAACUUUAAAUCCAACUUUAGAUAAUUGCUAGCUGUGUGACUCUGGGUGGUACAGCUAAAAAAUCUUUAUGGAAGUCCAAUGGGUAAUAAUGGAAGAUGCUGUUCUAAUAACUAAGAUCAACAUGGAUUCCUGGUUCUUUCUUAUUCUGCUCAGCAGUGGCCUGACAUGCCUCAGUGCUAGCAAUGCCUCAACAGUGUUCGCAGUGUCACCUUCAGUAGGAGUUACCUCAUCCACAUCUGUCAGGUCAGCUAAAGCACCCACCGUAGAGCCUGAUAAAGAGGAGGCCAUGAGCUCCAAGGACUUCAGUCCAAACUCUUCGCUGACUUCUCUUUCCACCACACCAACACUCAGCCCACCUGUAAUUCUGGAGCCCACUUACCUAACAACUGCCAACUCCUCAGACUCUGUUACCAAUGUGACCACAAGGACAGAGGUGGCGGAGCCCAACGCCACCUCACUUGCUGCAAAUGGAACUUGGCUUCUUGAUCCAGGCUUUAGAGACACCAAGACAGAGCCAUGGGAGCAGAAUUUCAGCACUGUGGGAACACCACCCGAUGCUUUCACCCCUUCAGGUAAUUCUGACUCGGAGAGAAGAGAUGAGACGCCUAUCAUUGCAGUGAUGGUGGCCCUGUCUUCUCUGCUAGUAAUAGUGUUUAUUAUCAUUGUUCUGUACAUGUUAAGGUUCAAGAAGUACAAGCAGGCUGGCAGCCAUUCCAAUUCCUUCCGCUUGUCCAACGGACGCACUGAUGACAUGGAGCCUCAAAGCAUGCCACUUCUGGCCAGGUCUCCCAGCACCAACAGGAAGUACCCCCCGCUGCCGGUGGACAAGCUGGAAGAGGAGAUCAACCGGCGCAUGGCCGACGACAACAAGCUCUUCCGGGAAGAAUUCAACGCUCUCCCAGCCUGUCCUAUUCAGGCUACCUGUGAAGCUGCUUCCAAGGAAGAAAACAAAGAGAAAAACAGAUAUGUGAACAUCUUGCCUUAUGACCAUUCCAGGGUACACCUGACGCCAGUUGAAGGGGUUCCGGAUUCGGACUACAUCAAUGCCUCAUUCAUUAAUGGCUACCAAGAGAAGAACAAGUUUAUUGCUGCACAAGGACCAAAAGAAGAAACAGUGAAUGAUUUCUGGAGGAUGAUCUGGGAACAAAAUACAGCCACCAUUGUCAUGGUGACCAACUUGAAGGAGAGGAAGGAGUGUAAGUGUGCCCAGUACUGGCCGGACCAGGGCUGCUGGACGUAUGGGAAUAUCCGCGUGUCCGUGGAAGACGUGACUGUUUUGGUGGAUUAUACAGUCCGGAAAUUCUGCAUUCAGCAGGUCGGAGAUGUGACCAACAAAAAGCCCCAGCGCCUUGUCACUCAGUUCCACUUCACAAGUUGGCCAGACUUUGGGGUCCCCUUCACCCCCAUCGGAAUGCUCAAGUUCUUAAAGAAGGUGAAGACAUGUAAUCCUCAGUAUUCAGGAGCUAUUGUGGUGCACUGCAGCGCGGGCGUGGGGCGCACGGGCACCUUUGUCGUCAUCGAUGCCAUGCUGGACAUGAUGCAUGCCGAGAGGAAGGUGGAUGUCUAUGGCUUCGUGAGCCGGAUCCGUGCCCAACGCUGCCAGAUGGUGCAGACCGAUAUGCAGUACGUCUUCAUUUAUCAAGCAUUGCUAGAACACUAUCUCUAUGGAGACACGGAGCUAGAAGUGACCUCUCUGGAAACACACCUGCAGAAAAUCUACAACAGAAUUCCAGGAAGUACCAGCAAUGGGCUCGAGGAAGAGUUUAAAAAGUUAACAUCAAUCAAAAUCCAAAAUGACAAGAUGAGGACGGGAAACCUGCCUGCCAACAUGAAGAAGAACCGAGUCCUGCAGAUCAUUCCAUAUGAAUUCAACAGAGUCAUUAUCCCAGUCAAGAGGGGCGAGGAAAACACUGAUUAUGUGAAUGCUUCCUUCAUUGAUGGCUACAGACAAAAGGAUUCUUACAUCGCUAGCCAAGGGCCUCUCCUGCACACCAUCGAAGAUUUCUGGCGGAUGAUCUGGGAGUGGAAAUCUUGUUCUAUUGUAAUGUUGACUGAGCUGGAGGAGAGGGGCCAGGAAAAGUGUGCCCAGUACUGGCCGUCCGAUGGCUCCGUGUCCUAUGGGGAUAUCACCGUGGAACUCAAGAAGGAGGAGGAGUGUGAGAGCUACACCGUCCGAGACCUGCUCGUGGCCAACACCAGGGAAAACAAGACCCGGCAGAUUCGACAGUUCCACUUCCAUGGCUGGCCUGAGGUGGGGAUUCCCAGCGACGGCAAAGGCAUGAUCAACAUCAUCGCAGCCGUGCAGAAGCAGCAGCAGCAGUCGGGGAACCACCCCAUCACGGUCCACUGCAGUGCUGGUGCAGGAAGAACAGGCACAUUCUGUGCUUUGAGCACAGUCCUGGAGAGGGUGAAAGCUGAGGGGAUCUUGGAUGUCUUCCAGACAGUGAAGAGCCUGAGGUUACAGAGGCCACACAUGGUCCAGACACUGGAACAGUACGAGUUCUGCUACAAGGUGGUACAGGAAUACAUCGACGCCUUCUCAGAUUAUGCCAACUUCAAAUGAGAGACGCCGAGGGCCUGUGCUCAGAAGAGUUGCCUUCUUUAAUAUUUUGUACCAUUCUAUUUGUUAAUACACCCAGCUCUGUGUAUAUAUCUUACCUGUUUGAGAGGUUGGUACAUAGGCUUCCCAUUAGCUGGAGAUUUUAUAUGUAGCUGUGUUAGCGCUGAUAGUCUUUUUUCCAAUGUUUGAUUGGGGAAUUAAAUAGCGUGCUGUUUGGAUUCAUAUCGUGACACCCUUUGCUGGAGAGUGGGCCCAGCUGGUGUUUGUUUUGUAAAUCUUUUCCUGAGGAAGAAAAGCCUUUUUAACAAUAUUCAUUCCAAGCAAAUUCAUACAAGAUGAAGCACAAAAUUCUUAUUUCACAAGGAAAAUGGUUGCACAUUUUCCCCUCCAAGGCCCCUCCUACACAUUGACUCACUCUUGCCAUUGUAAAUACCCCCACCUUUUUUUACCAGAGAAAAUUCUCCCCUGGGGAACAAAGGGACCAGGACUGCAGCUGAAGGGUCCUUGCUGCCAUCCCACCAGGGCCCACUAGAUAAUAAAAAGGCUUUGUCUUCCUGCAGACCCAUGACAUGUCUGUCCCUCUGUCCUAUCUGGGGGGGAGGGCCAGAUGCAGGUGGGUGGGGAAGAGGGAAUCAAGAAUUUUGUGCUGAGAAAGAUGGAUGCUAGUGUGCCUCUUGUCAUGGGGAGAGGGGACUGAGACCUCCCAUCCAACAAGUCCUACCAGCCAUACCCCCCGAAAUUCUACCAGCCACUCCUCUCUCUGUGACCCUGACAUUGCCAAAGUGUCGGCAUCUCCGUUAGCCCUGGUCCUUGAGGAGAAAGAGGAUUCAGCUGCAAGAUCUCCAACCACUGAGGACAAGGGGGGCUCAGGAGGACCUUUUGCCAAUAGGGAUCAUGUGGACCUUGAGCACAUCCUAGUCCUCCAAGGGCCAUUGAAGGGGUCAUUGCUCUUUAUCCAAAAUCAGCUUGUGUGUGGCCAUUUCAAUGAUGCUGUGGAUUCCACUAA
Messenger RNA from Antechinus flavipes (yellow-footed antechinus), 4164 nucleotides. It is a transcript of the gene PTPRA, whose product is annotated as protein tyrosine phosphatase receptor type A. The transcript is spliced from 25 exons. Gene Ontology annotation, biological process: protein dephosphorylation. Lineage: Eukaryota; Metazoa; Chordata; Mammalia; Dasyuromorphia; Dasyuridae. The record is from RefSeq and is a predicted model, not a curated record. Gene Ontology annotation, molecular function: protein tyrosine phosphatase activity. The coding region runs from base 666 to 3161 and encodes 831 amino acids.